UAUAAUAUCUGGCUCACCCAGAAACUUGGUCACUCUGAAGCCUGCCUGGUUAACAGAAAGUGUGGGGCUGAGUUAUUGCCCACCACUGCCAGAGGGGAUGGCAGCUGAUCACGGAGCGACAGCAAUUGAGGCUCCCCAGCUUGAGGCUGUAGUUGAUAUCAGAGCAACUCCCAUAAUUAAAACAGAGGCACCAGAGCUGACAGGCCUUAUACCAGAUGAUGAGGGAACAGAAGGUUCUGGAAAGAGUCUCCAUGUUGUUCCUGGUUGGAGUUCUUUCAUUGAGGCUACAUUGUCCAGGGUUGGGACAACCCUGGGAGAAUUUCAGAGCUGGAUGACGACCGACCACAUUAAGCAGGAACCGGGUGAAGAACUGUGGGAAGCCCGGUGGCAGGAAUUCCUCAAGGCAGUCCAAUCACCACAAGCGAAGUCCUCAGAGGAUGCUCAAGAAUGUGAAGCCAAAGCUGAAGAGGUGACUGAUGUCUCUGAGCAUUCAGAAGGGCAGGGGGUGACAGCACUUCUCCUGAGCCAUCAAAAUGGAGCCCUCCAGCCCUCUGCCUCCCCAGAACCUCACGCUUAUGGGGAAACAAAGGACAAGACCCCUAGAAAGGGGGUUCUUAGUCCUGAGACCCAACGCCAGCGCUUCCGGCAGUUGCGUUACCAGGAAGCCAAGGGGCCCCGAGAGAUCUAUAGCCGGCUGUGGUAUCUUUGCCACCGGUGGCUGAAGCCAGAGAAACACACCAAGGAGCAGAUCCUGGAGCUGGUGAUCUUGGAGCAGUUUCUAGCCAUCUUGCCAUCAGAGUGCCAGAACUGGGUCCGGGAAGGCAGGCCAGAGACUUGCGCUGAGGCGGUGGCCCUGGCUGAGGAUUUCCUGCUGAGGCAACAGGAGGCUGGGAGGCCAGAGCAGCAGGUGCUGGGAACAUUUGAGAAGGUCAUGGUGAGUGUUUUUGAAGUAGACCAGGCGUCAUCUGAUGCUGCAGAGACACCCCCCGACCAAGAGAUCAAGCAGGAAAACGACGGGGAUGUUGCUUUACUGGGCAUUGGCUGGGAGAGAGCAAUUGAUGGGGUCCCGCACGGAGCAUUGCUGGAAAGGAUCGAGUGUCACGAUACAGAAGACUGUGGCGGAAAACACGAUGAACUGAAGAGGCAGCAGAAGAACAAGGCAGAGAAGUGGAAAGAGAAAUCCAGUGUGUUCCCCCCUGACUUUAAAGUCAAACAGAGAUUACACGAAGGAAAAAGAAGGCAUUCGUGCAGUGCCUGUGGAAAAUGUUUCACUUGCAGAUCAAGCCUGAAUAGACAUCAGGUGACUCACACAGGAGAGAACCCACAUAAAUGCCCACACUGUGGGGAAAAAUUCACUCGGAGAGCUAGCCUUAUUGUCCACCAGAGAAUCCACACGGGUGAAAAACCAUAUAAAUGUUUCACGUGUGGGAAAAGUUUCAGCGUGAACUCGACCCUUAUCCGGCAUCAGAGGAUUCACACGGGGGAGAAACCGUAUCAGUGCUUUGACUGCGGCGAAAGCUUCAACCAGCGUACAAUCCUGAUCUCACACCAGCGAAUCCACACGGGAGAGAAACCCUAUCAGUGCUUGGACUGCGGUGAAAGCUUUCGGGAUAAGUCGAGUCAUAUCAGGCACCAGAGGAUUCACACGGGAGAGAAGCCGUACCAGUGUGCAGACUGCGGCGUGAGCUUCCGUGAUAAAUCCAGCCGUAUCAGACAUCAGAGAAUCCACACGGGAGAGAAGCCCUAUAAAUGCCCAGACUGUGGGGAAAGCUUCAGUCAGAGCUCCACCCUCAUUAGACACCGAAGGGUUCACACUGGUGUGAUGACACACAAGUGGUCAGACCAUGUGGCAUCUGUGCAAAAUGAAUCUGAUCUUAAAAGACAUCAGGAUGUUCACACAGAAGAGAAAAAACACUACUACCCAGACUGUGGUGAAACCAACAGCCUGGUGCCAAAUUUGACAUGAUAAGAGGUUGACAAAAUUCUGCAUGGGAUAGAGAAGGUAGAGAAAGA
Heteronotia binoei (common prickly gecko) is the source of this 2013-nucleotide messenger RNA. RefSeq names its product zinc finger protein 397-like. Gene Ontology annotation, biological process: regulation of transcription by RNA polymerase II. The coding region runs from base 98 to 1966 and encodes 622 amino acids. Gene Ontology annotation, molecular function: DNA-binding transcription factor activity, RNA polymerase II-specific; RNA polymerase II cis-regulatory region sequence-specific DNA binding. Lineage: Eukaryota; Metazoa; Chordata; Lepidosauria; Squamata; Gekkonidae. The record is from RefSeq and is a predicted model, not a curated record. The transcript has 3 exons.